AUGGGGACUGGCCACAACAGACGGUAUGGUGUCUAUGAAAUUCGACGAUCAGUAACUGGACAUGCUCUGCCUAGUGCCAGGGAAGUUCAACUGAAAGUUUUCGGAGAGAAACGAAUUUCUUCUGAUGAUUUUAACCAGUUCUUCAUGCAGUGGGGGCAGUUUGUCGCACAUGAUUUGGGUCUUUCCCCCACAAAACAAACAACUUCUGGACCUUUCCAAUGUUGUGAGAGUGAUGGCUCAGCAGUUCUACCAGCAUCAAAACUUUCUGAUGCAUGUUAUCCAAUUCCUGUGUCUCCUCAUGAUCCUGUCUAUAGCAAAUAUGGUGUGUGCUGUAUGGAGUUUGUGCGUGCAAUGACAGUUGUCCCUGAUGACUGUGUGCUUCAGCCAGCAAUCCCGAUGAAUGGUGCCACAUCACACUUAGAUCUUUCUGUGCUCUAUGGUAACAAUGAUUUGGCUAACAGUGGACUUCGUAAAAAUGAGGAUGGUCGCCUUGCAGUAUCAGUUUUCCAUGAAGGACAAUUUAUGCCCCUGACACCUGACAGUCCUCUACCAUGUGCUUCUCAACAUCCUUCAGACACUGUCUGCUUCAAGAGUGCUGAUCCUCGUACUAAUCAGCAGCCUCUGAGAAGUGCUAUACAUGUGCUAUUCUUACGAGGACAUAACCGAAUAGCAAAAGUUCUUGCUAAGUUUAAUCCUCACUGGAAAGAUGAACAACUCUAUCAACAAGCAAGGCGGAUUCUGACUGCUAUUUACCAACACAUCACAUAUGAAGAAAUGUUGCCAAUUUUGAUAGGAAAACAUGCAUUUAAAGAACACUUCCAUGCAUACAAAUAUAAUAAAAAAUUGUGUCCUGGCACAUUUGUCGAAUUUACCACUGUGGCAUUCAGGUAUCUUCACACGAUUGCACAUGGAAUUCUAAGGUUAAUGACAGAAGGUCGUGAAAUCAAUAAAGAGCUUGUGCUCAGUGACUUCUAUAACAGACCAACAAUAGUAACUAAGAAAUUUGAUGAAAUUCUAAUUGGAGCAAUCUCUCAAGAAUGUCGCAAAGAUGAUGAAAAUUUUGACAAAGAGAUAGCUCAUGAACUGUUCAGGGCAAAUAGAACUACAUUUGGCUUAAGUCUUCCUGCUAUUGACAUACAGAGAGCCAGAGAUCAUGGUGUGCCUUCCUACAAUGAGCUUCGUAAAUUGUGCGGACUUCCAAAAGCACAUGAUUUUGAUGACCUCUCUGACACUAUGUCUCAUACAUCAAUUAAGAAAUUGAGGAGUGCUUAUAAACAUGUAAAUGAUAUAGAUCCACUAGUUGGAGGAACAAUGGAAGAAGGAAUGCCUGGUGCGAUUAUGGGGCCCACAUUUGUGUGCCUUGUAACCAAACAGUUCCUUUUAACACAGAGGUCAGACAGAUUUUUCUACCUCAACAGAGAUCACGAACAGCCAUUCAGUCCAGCACAACUUGAGGAGAUCAAAAAAGCUUCUGUUGCCAGCCUCCUAUGCACCCUCACAGACAUUAAGAAGAUACAAAGGAAUGCAUUCGCUGCGAUCUCUGUUCGGAACCCUCUGGUAUAUUGUUAUGAAAUACCUAGAGUUGAUUUGUCUGCAUGGAAGGAGAACACAUCUGAAUCUGUGGAAGAAGCAUGGUAGUUAGCUUACAGAAUAUCUGUAUUUCAGUUAAUAAAAUUCCAAAC
This is a messenger RNA of Schistocerca nitens (vagrant locust), 1682 nucleotides long. Its product is annotated as peroxidase-like. Gene Ontology annotation, molecular function: peroxidase activity; heme binding. Bases 1 to 1638 code for a protein of 545 amino acids. Lineage: Eukaryota; Metazoa; Arthropoda; Insecta; Orthoptera; Acrididae. The record is from RefSeq and is a predicted model, not a curated record. Gene Ontology annotation, biological process: response to oxidative stress. The transcript is spliced from 11 exons.